AUGGGAGUAAACAAAUUUCAUGGCCAAAUCCCCACUUCACUAGCCAACACAACGAAUCUUCAUACGAUUUAUCUCGCUGAAAGUGCAUUCCAUGGUAUUGUGCCUUCUUUUGGGACUCUUCCCAACUUAAUCAGCCUAGAUCUAGGCGAGAAUAGUCUCGAAGCAGGAGAUUGGUCCUUCUUAACCUCCCUGACCAAUUGCACUCAACUGGUGGAAUUAUUAUUGGAUGCAAACAUCCUUCAAGGAGAUUUACCCAAUUCUAUUGGAGACCUUUCAAAGAGUUUAGAGGUAUUGUUAUUAAGAACAAAUAAACUAUCUGGCACUAUACCAAAAGAAAUAGAGCACCUCACAAACAUCAAACGUCUUUACAUGGAAAAUAAUUUGCUUACCGGAAGUAUCCCCAAAUCACUUGGAAAUCUUGAGGACUUGAUUGAACUAAGCUUAUCCCAGAAUAAACUUUCUGGACAAAUUCCGCUAUCAAUUGGCAGUCUAAGUCAACUGAGUGAGCUAUAUUUACAGGAAAAUAAUUUGAGUGGCCCAAUCCCAAGAAUUCUAGGGGAUUGCAAAAACUUGGAAAUAUUGAACCUCUCUUGUAACCGCUUUGAUGAUAGCAUACCAAAGGAGCUAUUUACACUUUCCUCCCUUUCAAAAGGUUUGGACUUAUCUCAUAACAAACUCUCGGGACAAAUACCACAUGAGAUUGGCAGCUUGCUCAACCUUGGCCCAUUGAAUAUUUCCAAUAACCAGUUGUCUGGAGAAAUACCCUCCACUCUAGGUGAGUGCGUCCAUUUGGAGUCGUUGCACAUGGAGGGGAACAAUUUUCAUGGGAGAAUCCCUCAAAAUUUCUUGAAUUUGAGAGGCAUCAUUGUGAUGGAUCUAUCGCGAAACAAUUUGUCCGGUGAAAUCCCUAACUUCUUUGAGUCCUUUAGUUCCAUGAAGCUUCUAAAUUUGUCGUUCAACAACCUCGAGGGACCAGUACCACCAGGUGGGAUGUUCCAGAAUGGAAGUGAGGUGUUCAUACAAGGUAACAAGAAGUUAUGUGCAAACACCCCAUUGCUAGAGUUGCCACUUUGCAAUGGAGUGAAAUACAAACAAAAGAUGCACAUCUCCAAGAUCCUUAAGAUUGUAGCAAUUACUGCUCUUUCUUUGGUUCUGUCAUCAUGCUUUGGAGUCAUUAUUUUCAAAAGGAGAAAGAAAAUCGAACAAGCAGCACAUCCAUCUAUCAAGGAGUUAAAGAAGUUGACAUAUGCUGAUUUAGUGAAAGCAACAAAUGGUUUUUCUUUAACCAACUUGGUUGGUUCAGGAAAAUAUGGGUCUGUAUACAAAGGCAGAAUUGAUUCUGAAGAACAUCAUAUAGUUGCCAUCAAAGUUUUCAAACUUGAUCAACUUGGAGCAACAAAGAGUUUCCUUGCUGAAUGUGAGGCACUGAGAAACACUCGUCAUCGUAAUCUUGUAAGGGUGAUCACCGUAUGCUCAACAAGUGACCCAAGAGGAAGUGAGUUCAAGGCUCUUAUUCUUGAGUUUAUGGUAAAUGGCGACUUGGAGAGUUGGCUCUAUCCGACACAACUCCACGAGCAUCAUCCAGAAAGGCCGUUGUGUUUGGGUUCAAGAAUUGCAAUAGCAGCAGAUAUAGCUGCUGCUUUGGAUUAUCUCCAUAACCAAUGCAUGCCUCCUAUGGUCCACUGUGAUCUGAAGUCUAGCAAUGUCCUUCUGGAUGAUGUCAUGGGCGCAUGUGUUGGUGACUUCGGGUUGGCUAAGUUCCUACAUGGUUAUUAUUCUUCUUCUGGAAUUGAUGGUUCUACUUCUACAAGCUUAAUGGGGCCAAGAGGAUCAGUUGGAUACAUUGCACCAGAAUAUGGAUUUGGGAGCAAAAUCUCGACGGAGGGUGAUGUUUACAGCUAUGGAGUCAUCAUCUUAGAGAUGCUCACAGGGAAGCGUCCAACUAACGAGAUGUUUAAAGAUGGAAUGAGCCUCUACAAAUUUGUGGAAGAUUCAUUUCCGGAAAAGAUUUGUGAGAUUCUAGAUCCUGGAAUCAUCAUCCCCUAUUAUGGGAACCGAGAUGAAGAAGAAGCGGGCAGUUCUUCAUACCAGGAAAACCAUAGAAUGGCUGCAGGAAUAAUUGGCUGCAUCACGGCUCUUGCUAAACUUGGCCUGCUGUGCGCUGCAGACACGCCUAAAGAUCGCCCAGCAAUGCAGGACGUCUACGCUGAUGCCAUCACAAUCAAAGAAGCAUUUUCAGCAUUGCAGGGCUGA
This is a messenger RNA of Triticum turgidum subsp. durum (durum wheat), 2253 nucleotides long. Lineage: Eukaryota; Viridiplantae; Streptophyta; Magnoliopsida; Poales; Poaceae. The record is from the annotation of a GenBank genome assembly.